AUGUCUGAUAAUACUACUACCAAUCCACCUGCUACAGGUGAUGUCAAAUCCUCAACUACCGUUGUUCCAUCAUCUUCAGAUGGAUCAACUACCAGCUCAGGUAUCAACACUCCAAUUGUCGCUGAUCAAGCUUCAUCAGACAAACAGAACGCACAACAAGCAUCUAGUGGUCAACAAUAUAACGCCAAUCAUCAAGGUUAUGGUAACAACAACCACAAUAAUUACAACAACAAUUCUGGUAACAACAACAAUUACUACAACAAUAAAGGCCAAUAUCAGAAAAAUCACACUGGGACCGGUGGAAGGCAAAACAAUUACAAUAACAACAACAAUAAUAAUGCCAAUCAAAAUAACAACCCAAGAUACAAUAACAACAGAAAGCAAUAUAAUAACCAGAAGAUGAACCACCACCAUCACAAUCAUCACAACCAACAGCAACCUCAACAAGCUUAUAUCAACUAUGGUGCUUAUAAUGCUGGUGCUCCAGCUCUAUAUGGAUAUUAUCCAUAUCCAGGAGGAAUGUAUGUUCAAGGAGUGCCAAUGCCAUAUGCCAUGCCAACUACAGCUCAACAAUUUGCGCCAGUUCCACCACCGGGUGCUUCCUCACAACCAAAACCAAUAUCCACGCCACCAACUCCUAAAAUCAAAUUAACUACAAAAGACGGUAAACCUGUGGAUUUAGAAGAAAAGAAGAGACAAACUGCAUCAUCCACCCCUGUUGGUUCACCACAUCCAACUGUUGCAUCCACUACUACUGCUACUGAGAAAGAAAAGACACCUACAACUUCCACUCUGACAUCUACUCCAGAAACCGAAGUCAAAUCCACUGGACUUUCAGCCGCCGAAGAAUUCAAGAGAAAAAUUAGAGAAAGAGCAGCUGCAGCUGCAGCCGCAGCUAAGGGUAAAACCGAAAAGGACAAGACAGAAUCUGAAGAGGCUGUUGAAUCACAAGAAUCAGCUACUAUGACUGAAAAGGAAGAGGACGUCAAAUCUGAAUCAGUUGAGCCAGUUGAAGAAGCCAAAAUCGAAGAGCCAGCUACUAAGGAACCAGAACAGCCAGUUGAAGAAGAAAAGCAACAACAGGAACCUGCUACCGAAGAAGAUGCCACUCCAGAAGUUGAUGUAACUGCUACCGAAGUUGCUGAAGUAGAUGAAGUUCAAAAAGAAGAGCAAGAGCCACAAGUCAAAAAGGAAGAAGAUAAAGAACAAGAGCCAGAAAAAGAAAUAGAAAAAGAAGCAGAAGCAGAAGGAGAAACAGAAGAAUCUACAGCUUCUGAAGAAGUUAAAGAAGAAGAACCAGCUACUGUAACUCCUGAAUUUGGUGUUUCACAAUUCUUGGAAAGAUUAAGUACUGCCACACCAAUUGAAGAUAUACUUGCUACAAAAUACCCUGAAGGUAUCCAAAGUGUCGAUAGUUCCAAACAAAUUCCAGGUAAGAAAUACAGAUACGACCCACAAUUCUUGAUCCAGUUCAGAGAAGUUGUCACAUAUAACAUCGACCCAGCUUUCAAAGCUCGUUUGGACUCUUUAGACAUACACGCAAAUGCCAUGAAACGCGCAGGAUCUGCAAGAGAUCCAUCACGUGGAGGUUUACCAGGUAAAUUUCCAGGAGGAGUACCAGCUAGAUUUAGUGGACCAGGUGGUAAAGGAGGAUCUCAAUUUGAUGGUGGAAGACAAAACUCAAGAAGUGGAUCUAAAAGAGGCGGUAGAGGUGCUUCAUCUAGAGAUAGAUCAACUAGAAAAGGAGGUCAAUCCAAGAGAGGUGGAAGAGGCGAAAGAGGUGAGAUGCGUGAAAAGACCGAAGAGGAACUUGCCAAGGAAGCCAAACCAGCAGAAGAAGUUAAACCAUUGGAAAAAUCUGCCAACAGAUGGGUUCCUAAAUCAAGAAUGCAAAAGAAAGAAGUUAAAGUUGCUGAAGAUGGUACUGUCAUUUUGGAAAAGGAAGAUGUUGAAAGAAAGAUUAAUUCUUUGUUGAACAAGUUGACAUUGGAAAUGUUUACAGCAAUUAGUGAUGAAAUUCUUGCUGUCGGUAACCAAGCUAAAUGGGAAAAAGACGCCGAAACUAUAAAACAAAUAAUAUCAUUAAUCUUUGCCAAAGCAUGUGAUGAACCACAUUGGUCUGAGAUGUAUGCUAAAUUGUGUGCUAAAAUGUGCACAACCCUUUCUAAUGAUAUUAAAGAUGAAAGUUCCACACUCAAGGAUGGUUCUCAUCCAGCUGGUGGUCAAUUAGCUAGAAGAAUUUUGUUGACUACAUGUCAAAGAGAAUAUGAAAAAGGUUGGUCUGAUAAACUUCCAACCAACCCUGAUGGUUCUCCAUUAGAACCAGAAAUGAUGUCAGAUGAAUAUUAUGCCAUGGCCGCUGCCAAGAGAAGAGGUCUUGGUUUAGUCAAGUUCAUUGGUCAUUUAUAUAACUUGAGUAUGUUGAACAACCAAGUCAUUUAUGUUUGUUUGAAGGAUCAAAGUAGAAACACAGUUGAUCCAUCAGAAGAUAGUUUGGAGAACUUGGCUCAAUUAAUCCAAACUGUUGGUCCUAAGUUGGAUUCUGAUGAAUCUACCAGACCAUUUAUGAGACUUGUUUUUGAUUACAUUGAACGUGUGCUUAAGGAUGUCAAAUUACCAUCAAGAAUUAAAUUCAUGUUGAUGGACAUGCAAGAUUUGAGAAAAGCAAAAUGGGUCAGCAAUAAGGCUGAUGCUGGUCCAAAAACUAUUGAAGAAAUUCACCGUGAUGCUGAAAUUAAAAAGAUGGAAGAAGAAAAGGCCAAGAAUGAAAAGAAGAGAAAACAACAACAAUAUGGUAAUGACAGCAGAUCUGGAUCAUCGAGAGGUGGCUCUUCCUGGAAUAACACCAAUAACAACCAAUCUUCUAAUUUUGUAAAGAAGUCAUCAUCUUUUGUUAAUGCUAGAGCUGGAUCUAACCGUAGCCCAUCUGCUCCAAGCGCUCCAAGUGCUGAUAUUCAAAGAGAAACAUCCAAGAGAUCUGAUUCUAUCCAAGUCAAUAGAUUUGCAGCAUUAGGUGGAGAUGACGAUGAUGAUGAAUAA
Molecule: messenger RNA, 3039 nt
Organism: Candida tropicalis MYA-3404
Lineage: Eukaryota; Fungi; Ascomycota; Pichiomycetes; Serinales; Debaryomycetaceae
Product: translation initiation factor eIF4G
Exons: 1
Coding region: 1-3039 (1012 amino acids)
Cellular component (GO): eukaryotic translation initiation factor 4F complex
Molecular function (GO): protein binding; translation initiation factor activity; mRNA binding
Source: RefSeq, a predicted model, not a curated record